Messenger RNA from Pantherophis guttatus, 2381 nucleotides. It is a transcript of the gene SCARA5, whose product is annotated as scavenger receptor class A member 5. Gene Ontology annotation, biological process: zymogen activation; iron ion transmembrane transport. NCBI's taxonomy places the organism in Eukaryota, Metazoa, Chordata, Lepidosauria, Squamata, Colubridae. Gene Ontology annotation, molecular function: serine-type endopeptidase activity; ferritin receptor activity. Gene Ontology annotation, cellular component: plasma membrane. The record is from RefSeq and is a predicted model, not a curated record.
ACUUCAGCUUCUGGACCUGCAUCUGGUUCAGCAGUGCAUAUUUUUGCUCCGCUUCCCAUUCUUGUUGCCUCUCCAUGUGUGGUGAGUGUCCCAUUAAUCAGCUUUGCUGGAGAUGCUGAGGGCUGGAUUUUGAGAAAGCAUCUGAAGUCCUUUGUCACAAAGGGUGGGGAGGUCUGCAGACAACCCAACAGCACCUCCCCUUCACCUCCAAUUGACUAUGGAAGGGGCUGCUAUAUAUGCCUAGCCGGCUUUUCCCCUUUCUUCUGGGUUGGAAGAACCUGACAAAAGAAACACUGUGAUUUCCCCCCCCUCUCCUUCACCAUGUCAUGUGGCAGGAACUAAGAGGAACCGAGGAGUCAAGUGCCUAAGCUGCCAAACAAACCUCCUUCAGGAUGGAGAAUAAAGCCAUGUAUCUGCACACUUUGGGUGAAAGAGAGAAUGGAUCCAUCCUUGAAGAGCCAUUUGAUGGAAAGAACCUCUCAAAGCUGAACCUCUGUGAUGAUGGUCCAGGCAGCAAGAAGAAAGCUUCAGGACCCUGUGGCCAUCUAGGAUCCUUGACUGCUCUCAAAUAUGCUGUGGUUGGUCUCUACUUGCUGGUGUUCCUGAUCUUUGUGGGACUUUUUAUCCUAGCAGUUUCUAGACCACAGAGAUCUCCUGAAGACCUGAAAAUGCUAAUGGGAAAUGUGAAUCAGUUAAAUGAAAGUUUUCAGAAUCUUCAGUUGAAAACAGGGAAGCAGUUACCCUUCAAAGGAGACAUCCUGGACCAAAUUUGGAGCCUGCAGGACAUGCUUCAGAAUCAUUCUGACUCUCUACUAAUAUUGAGCAGCUCACUUCAGAAGUUGGAAGGGGCACUCAGGAGCCUGCAGACCCAGGCAACUCAGGCAGAUCAAGUCCUUUCUGGCCUACGGGAUAGCCUGAGCCAGCAAAAUGACAUGGCACAAAUGGAAAUCUACAAGCUUGCUGUAGAGGGAAAUAGUAGCAGUUUGCUUUUGAGGCACCAUGAGGACUUACUCUCUAAACUGGCAUCUCAAGUGGAGAGCUUGAAUGACCAACUGACAGAGGUAGGUGGGCAUGUGGGUAGCAUGAACCGGACUCUGUCUUAUGAUGUGGGAAUCCACCACACCCGUAUCCAGGACCUGCAAGUCCUUAUCAGCAAUGCCUCAGAAGAUGCUCGGCAGAUGCGCUUUGUCCACAUCGCCAUGGAACAGCAGCUCAAACAUGAGCUGGCCAUUCUGAACAACGUGACCGAGGACCUGAGGCUCAAGGAUUGGGAGCACUCCGUUGCCUUGAGGGAUAUCUCAGUGAUACGAGGGCCACCAGGACCAAAAGGAGAUCAAGGCAAUGAAGGAAUGGAAGGUGAACCUGGCCGACCUGGUACGCCUGGACUGCAAGGGUAUCCUGGUGAAAGAGGACAACGAGGGCCAAAAGGGGACAAAGGAGAUAUUGGCCAACGUGGGCUACUUGGCCUCCGGGGAAUGACAGGUGAGCGGGGCCUAAAGGGAGAAAAAGGCGAGAAGGGAGACCAAGCUGGAGAAACAGCUCUUACUGUGGAAGAGGGUAUUAUCCGCUUGAUGAAUGGCUCUGGUCCUCAUGAAGGACGAGUGGAAGUCUUUCACGAUCGACACUGGGGAACUGUGUGUGACGAUGGAUGGGACAAGAAAGAUGGGGAUGUGGUGUGUCGGAUGCUGGGUUUCCGAGGCGUUGAAGAGAUUUACAGAAUGGCCGUAUUUGGACAAGGGAAAGGACGGAUUUGGAUGGAUGAUGUGGCCUGCAAGGGAACGGAAGAUAGUCUUCUCCAAUGUAGCUUUUCCAGCUGGGGAAAAACAAACUGCGGGCAUGCUGAAGAUGCUGGAGUGAAGUGCUUGAGGCAGUAAUAGGACAAAUUUGACAACCAACGAGUGAACAAAGGACUUACUGGAGAAGAAAUUAUGAGACUUCAGAAGUUGCUAGCAGAUACUGUGCUUUCUUAUUGCCAAUGCUAUCAAAAAGGAACAGCUAAACUUCUGCCUUUGUAUGUCUCAGGAGCUACAGUAGAAACUACUGUAAUUUUUCUAUCCAGCCUGUAACGCUACCGGGGGAGGCGCCAUUUCAUCCUUUUCCAACUUAUAUCCUCCAUCUUUCCUAACGUAUACAACAAAGUUACAGGAAGCCAAGCCACUUAAGCCUUCCAUUCGUUACAUAGAAUUUGAAUAGCAAAGGUUGCCGAACGUAUUAUUGCAAGCUAUGUGUGAUGCAGCCAUCAAACCAGCAGGACAGCUCCGUGGCUGAAGAUAUGCUAUACAGGAAGAAGCUGAGCAGCUACUGAUGUAAUAACCUGUUUGCUUAGCAAGCUGAUAUGAUUGUCGCAUUCUGAAUAAUAAAAAUAUUUGAGAUGUUCUGUA